Uranotaenia lowii is the source of this 819-nucleotide messenger RNA. RefSeq lists its product as uncharacterized. The record is from RefSeq and is a predicted model, not a curated record. The transcript has 2 exons. The coding region runs from base 28 to 537 and encodes 169 amino acids. Lineage: Eukaryota; Metazoa; Arthropoda; Insecta; Diptera; Culicidae.
GGCAAUUGUUACCCUAAGUUAAUAAGGAUGUUUGAACAGCAAUUGAAAUAUUCGUACACCAAACCACCAACCCAGGUAAAAUCCUGUGCAGCAGCUCAAAAUUCGAGCUAUGGAAAGUGCCGUAAGGAUUUUUCCCACUUAACUGGGCAGCGCAACGUUUUUGCAUCCAAAAUCCAGCCGAUACAGCCGGCCAACAAAUUGGACAAAACUCAACAAAUAUACCAAAUCCGUGGUCCACCCUACAUAAGCCAUUUCGCAGAAAUUGCAGAGCUAUCAUCUGUAAAGGAGUGGUCGUCGCUAUCAACCCUAUUAGGCGCCAACCAAUUUUCUCGAAUGAUGAAUGAUCUCAUCCCGAUCGGGGGCCUGACCCACCACCGGACUACGCCCAUGAAACUGAGCAGCAACCAAGCUCACUGCCUUUCACUAGAAGGUCUACAGAAAAUUCCUGAGAACGUCCCUCAAUUGCAGCGGUACGUCGAUCACCGACGAACUAAGGAAGCACUGUCCGAGGAAGCCCAUUUUAUGAGAAUCACAUAACCUUCAUAACGAAGUACCCUCCCUGAUACUGAGUCAGAAGAUAUCUCCGUACAAAUAGCUGCCGAAAAGCUUAGCGAUCAUUGCAGUUACAUCACUUCAUCCAUAAGUUUUAGGAAAAUUUAGAAAUAACAUAAGAAAAAACUUCCUUGAAUCGUCCUAGACGCUAUCGCAAUAUUCACAAUCUAGACUUGUGAUUGGAAAAUUAUGAACUAUAUUUGCAGAUUUAUUGACGUGCAAUUCAUAAAAUCGAAACUGUGUUUUAUACCAUUGUUAAACCACGAC